Molecule: messenger RNA, 702 nt
Organism: Chironomus riparius
Lineage: Eukaryota; Metazoa; Arthropoda; Insecta; Diptera; Chironomidae
Source: the annotation of a GenBank genome assembly
GUUUAACAUGAAUGGUGCGUAUUAUGUGAAUGAAAUGAGUAUUGACACACAAAUGAUAUCUGGCAUGCGCAUUAUACGAAAAUAAAACAAACUGGUAUGCGCGCACUAUAUACAAGAAAUUGACAUUAUAUAUUCAAUGAAUAAAUUAAAGUCACGUGUAAUUCAACGCCCAAUUCGAAAGUUACGUUUUAUGUACGAAAAUUGCAAAAGAUCAAGCAGAUGUUCUAAAAACUAUUUUUGGAAGGAAACUGUUGAUAGAGUUGCUUGAUAAUGAUAAUUGUCAAGCAGAAACCAGCGAUGAAGCGUUUUCUAGAUUUUCAUGGAUUACAAAUGAUCUGUACCACCAGCGAAUUACUUAAAGAAACUCAGAAUUGCUUGUCACAGGGUGAUGGAAUUGAAACCGUAUUAAAAUUGAUUGAUGAUCAUUGCAAAACAACAACCAAAAUAGUUAUUUUUCCAAUCUUUACACAAUUGCUGGAUCCAUUUGCGAAAAACAUUGAAGAUUCUUUGUUGAGACAAAUUCCGACUAUUAUACCAGAUAAAGACAAGUCAAACAUGGCAACGAAAGCUGUGAGAGUUCUUUUGGAUCCAUCAUCUGGUAAUGAUUUGUGCAUUCGAUUUAAUAAAAUGAUGAUAUUGAAGAAAAUGGCGGGAAAGAAAAAGACAACAUAUGUGAAGGCAACCAAUUCCGAUGAGGAAUAG